UACGCGGUUACGGCGACGAAAAUAAUUGCGACAUUUUUCGCUCGAACUACCAUGCAUUUCGCAUUGACCGACUACAAUUGCAUCGGAUUCGAUUUGGACAACACGCUGGCCAGGUACAAAUUGGCCAAUUUGGCGCGGCUCCAGUACGACCUGCUCGCCGGGUACCUGGUCGACCGGAAAAACUACCCGCGGGAAAUCCGCGGCGCCCCCGUCGAUACCGAUUUCCUUCUCAAAGGACUCGCGAUCGACACUAAACACGGCAACGUGGUGAAGAUAGCGCGGGACGGCAGGAUCGUACGGGCCGCGCACGGUACCAAAUGGUUAACCGAAAAAGAACUGCUCGAGUUCUACCCGCAAAAACGGGCGGAAUUCGUCGAGAAAUUCGUCCGGAAUCCCGUCGAAUUCGUUCGCGUUUACACCGAACGCAUGAAAUUCUGUCUGGACUAUUUCGAUUCCGCCAACUCCUUGAUAUACGCGAGAUUAAUAGACGCCACAGAACACAAAAUAACCUUCAACAGAAUGUGGGAAGACCUCACGGAAGCGCUCUACAACACAUUUUCUCCAAAUUACGAUGACAAAGGUAACAUCUACAACGUACUGAAGGCGAAUCCGGAGGAAUAUUACGUGAGGUGCGACGAAACGGUGCGCGACUGGUUGACGAGCUUGAAAUCCUCGGGGAUUACCCUGUUUUUGGUGACGGGAGCGUACAAGGAGGCGGCGCUCGACACGUUGGAGUACGUGCUGGGUAGGAAUUGGAGGAGUUUCUUCGAUCUGACGGUACUGGAAGCGGGAAAACCGGGUUUUUUCGUCGGACCCGCCGACGAUUGUUCGAAUUGCGAGGCGCUCUCCGACGGCGUGUACACGAUGAAAUGUUGGCGGAACGUGGAGGUGUUUUUGCGGGGCGCCGUCGAUCGCCCGAAGUGCCUCUACGUGGGCGAUAAUUUGAUCGAGGACGUGUACGCGCCCGUCGUAUCUUCUUCGGCCGAUACGUUGCACGUUUGCGAGGAAUUGGAGGCGGAAAAUUCGACCGGGUACCAUCCCGACGAGAAAAUUCUCUCAUCCGACCGAUGGGGUUCUUAUUUCCACGACGCUGACGGAACACCCACGUUUUGGAACCACCUCAUGCACGUUUAUCCGAAACUUUGCGUACCGAACGUCGAUUAUUUAGCCAAGUUUCCCGUUAAUCAUAAGUUUACCAGCACCCAAAUUGUUUGAUUGAUUUAUUUCACUAUUCAGCUAAUUAUAGUUAGUACAAUUUAAUAUUAGGUUAAGGGGAACACAGGAAAUGAUUUUUUUUUACUCACAAAA
Molecule: messenger RNA, 1308 nt
Organism: Phyllotreta striolata
Lineage: Eukaryota; Metazoa; Arthropoda; Insecta; Coleoptera; Chrysomelidae
Source: the annotation of a GenBank genome assembly